GGGUCACUCCUGCCUGGGAAGGCUGCUGGUGAGUCAGGAUUGGAUAGACAAAGAAAGCACAAUUCUCUGGGAUCUGCGCUGGGACCCAGGCUUUGGAGGGAGCAAUGGUGUCCUGGAGGGAACAGAGGUCUCCCAUCCCAUCCUAAGCACUGCUGGAUCCUGUGUGACAUCACCAGCCCCCUCAGUACUGCCACUGCUGGAAGUUCUGAGCUCUGUGCUGAGGGCACCAGGCACUAACACUUGGCUCUUGUUGGGAGAACAGAGAGAGUCUCUCUUGUCUGCCUGCGGCCUGUGCUCAGCUCCGACUGCUGCAUCUCCCGGAGGCCUCUGCCCAGGCUGCAUAGGGUGGGAGCUGCUAAGGCUGUAUCAGAAGUUGAAGGUGGGCAAGAGGGCAGUCCUGCCUGGAGGCCAAGGUCUUCCCUGUACCCCAGAGCCUACCUCAUCACAGCUACAGAAUGGCCUCCAGCCCAGUUGGAGUUCCUAGCCCACAGCCUUCUAGGGCCAAUGGAAACAUCAACCUGGGGCCAUCAGCUAACCCAAAUGCCCGACCCACAGACUUCGAGUUCCUCAAAGUCAUUGGUAAAGGGAACUAUGGGAAGGUCCUACUGGCCAGGCGCAAGUCCGAUGGAGCCUUCUAUGCAGUGAAGGUGCUUCAGAAGAAGUCCAUCAUAAAGAGCAAAGAGCAGAACCACAUCAUGGCAGAACGCAAUGUCCUACUGAAGAAUGUGCAGCACCCCUUCCUCGUGGGCCUGCGCUACUCCUUCCAGACCCCAGAGAAGCUCUACUUUGUGCUUGACUAUGUCAACGGAGGAGAGCUCUUCUUCCACCUGCAGCGGGAACGUAGGUUCCUGGAGCCCCGGGCCCGGUUCUACACUGCAGAGGUGGCCAGUGCCAUUGGCUACUUACACUCUCUCAACAUCAUUUACAGAGACUUGAAGCCAGAAAACAUUCUCUUGGACUGCCAGGGACACGUGGUACUGACAGAUUUUGGCCUUUGCAAGGAAUGUGUAGAGCCCGAGGAGACCACAUCCACCUUCUGCGGCACCCCCGAGUACCUGGCCCCCGAAGUGCUUCGUAAAGAGCCUUACGAUCGAGCGGUGGACUGGUGGUGCUUAGGGGCGGUCCUCUACGAGAUGCUGCAUGGCCUGCCCCCCUUCUUCAACACAGAUGUGGCCCAGAUGUACGAGAACAUUUUGCACCAGCCACUACAGAUCCCUGGAGGCCGGACAGUGGCUGCCUGUGACCUCCUGCAAGGCCUUCUCCACAAGGACCAGAGGCAGAGGCUGGGUUCCAAGGCAGACUUUCUCGACAUAAAGGACCAUGUGUUCUUUAGUCCCAUAAACUGGGAUGACCUGUACCACAAGAGGCUAACUCCACCCUUCAACCCAAAUGUG
Messenger RNA from Cricetulus griseus (Chinese hamster), 1394 nucleotides. The record is from RefSeq and is a predicted model, not a curated record. Lineage: Eukaryota; Metazoa; Chordata; Mammalia; Rodentia; Cricetidae.